Molecule: messenger RNA, 1293 nt
Organism: Stylophora pistillata
Lineage: Eukaryota; Metazoa; Cnidaria; Anthozoa; Scleractinia; Pocilloporidae
Biological process (GO): G protein-coupled receptor signaling pathway; cell surface receptor signaling pathway
Cellular component (GO): plasma membrane
Molecular function (GO): G protein-coupled receptor activity
Source: RefSeq, a predicted model, not a curated record
AAAUAUAUGAAUCAUUUUAAGUCACUUUUUUGCUGUAAAAUUGUGCAAUAGAUUUGCCCCUGGUUAUGGUGGCCAUUUCACUGUGUAUCGCUGCUGGGAAAGAAGGGAUACAAAGCUAUACCAGUAACAAAUUUUGUUGGAUGUCCUCAGAGAACAAUCUGAUUUGGAUAUUUGUCACAUUCGUGAUUACAAUUAAUGUGAUCAACUUGAUGAUACUCGUACGAGUCAUUAAGGAGAUGACCACUAUGCAGUCAACAGGAGACAAGCAAAGUCAACAAAUACGAAUUGGCAUUAGAGCAUGCGUGGUGAUGAUUCCCCUUCUGGGUGUCACGUGGCUAUUUGGUCUUUUGUCGCCAUUACACAUAGCUUUUUCCUACAUUUUUAACAUCCUCAACUCUACACAGGGCUUCCUGAUUUUCGUUCUUCACUGUUUGCGAAACAGCCAGAUUCGAGAGCGAUUCAAAAGAAAGGCGAACACCAUUUUUCCAUCUACAAACAGUGGAAACUCCACAAAGAAGAAUUUACAGAUUAAUCCAAGCGAUGUUGGUGAUAUGUGGGUAGCUGAAUUGCAGUCUUGCAAUGAAUUUGAGCUCAGUGAAAAACCCUCAACAUUAAAGAAUAGAUUCAACAGAGCGAGUACAAAAUUCAACUGUCUCAUUGUUUAAUACGAUCAUUCUAAGCACGGUAGUUAAUCUAUAGCGAUUUUUAUUUUCGAUCUGUUAAUAAAAUGUCGGUAGUUUCGAUUGCACCAUUAGCUGGGUAAAUAAAUCGUUUAUAAGAUGUCAGUAACUGCUGAUAUCUGGAUCAAGGAUUCUAAUUCGAUAAUAAGGCAACUUGCCAAAGUCGGUAGCCUUUAUUGGUUUUUUUUAAAGCUAAGUGCAAGAAAUGUAAACUUUUAAAUUUAAAGUAUGUAAUUUUUUUACUAUCGUAUUAAUAUGGGAAACUUCGCCUUAGUUGCGAGCUAAAUUGUUCGUAACUAGCUUAGAGGCUAGCUGUCGAUCAAUGUUAGAAUUCUUCAUAGUGUGUCUGUCACAUAUUGGUGUAUCUGUUCCUCUUAUGAUUGCCCCAAGCUAUUUCGUUGGAUUGUGGCGGAAAUUCAUAUGAUGCAUCAUGUCGAGGCUGAUUGUCUUCAAACAGUCGUCUGUUUAACAUUGAUUAUGAUACGUAUUUUAUUAUCUCGUCUUUGAAUUCUAUUAUGCAAUUUCUACUUUUUUAGGAGUUAAACUCCCUGUAAAAUACCAAAUACUAUUUGCUUGUGUAAUAGUAGUAGUUACAGCUGACUGUUAAAUUUUG